Messenger RNA from Neohortaea acidophila, 1039 nucleotides. RefSeq lists its product as uncharacterized. The coding region runs from base 135 to 989 and encodes 284 amino acids. Lineage: Eukaryota; Fungi; Ascomycota; Dothideomycetes; Mycosphaerellales; Teratosphaeriaceae. The record is from RefSeq and is a predicted model, not a curated record. The transcript has 4 exons.
CCAACGCGUCUUCCCCUCUCUUUCGCUCUGAUAUCGCUUCUCUGUGCUCUGCUCUUUUACUGUCGUUCUCCCCCCUGCACUGGUCUGCACUUCAGAAACUACCAACACCCUCCGACUUUCUCAUUUCAGACACCAUGCGCGCCGCCGCCUUUGCCUGGCUCGCCCUCGUCGGUGCCGCCUUCGCCGGCCCGGCUGAUGUCAAAGCAAAGUCCAAGUGCACAAAGACUGUCAAAAGCACGACUACACUGACAUUGGUGGGCAAGACGGUGACUGUCACUGCGACAAAGAAUGCGAAAUUGACUACGACCGUUGGCGCGCCCGGAUUUACACCAGUCCAGAGUUCAUUGCCUGGUGCCAUCUAUCAAGGCAGCGGUGGUAGCGAUCCCGUUCAAAAGCGUGAUAUCCUCGACAGCGAAGGUCUGCUGGUCGCAGCGGAGGCGUUGUCGCCGCGUGAGGAGCAAGCUGCAAAAGCCGGCAGCUGCGUUACGUCGACUUCGACAAUCACCGCGUUGGUCACUGCUCCCCCGACGACGUCGACAACCACGAAGAAGCACUAUACCUCCACGACCACACUCUAUGCCGCCUGCGCCUCGAACAACCUCGUGGACUACUACAAUCCAACCCAACUGGUCUUUGUGAAUGGAGCGUCUCCCACCACGUCGCAACCAACAGGUGGAACAUUUGCCAAUGUUACUUCUGCAUACGACUGCUGUGUCGAAGCUCUCCUGGCCGGCCAGAACGGCGCCAUCUGGGGCUACUCGCCCUCGAACCACGGCUGUGCCUAUGUCAACUCCACCACUUGCUCCCAGUCUACGAACACCUUUUACUUGAUUACGGCCAACAGCGAGCAGAGUGAGCAAGCCGUCUUCGGCAAUCUGCCAUGUGGGGCUUUCAAUGCCGUGUCUUCGUCGUCGGUACCGCCAACGUCAGCGGCGACUCCAGCUGUACAGCGGCUUCGAAAGGAGGACUCAUUGUUGGGAGUGGCAUGAAUGCAGUCGAUGCAAUUGAUACGACCGAGAAUUGAGAUGAUGGUGGGCUU